AGCAACGUCUUUCCUUCCCUUCAGUUGACUGAAGUGAUCACAGAGCUAAACUGAUUGUCUUUUAGAGACUAAAUGUAGAUUAUUUGGUGUCGUUUAAAGGUCAAGACGGAUAAUUGUACAUUUCUCUUAGCCAACUUCCUUUUGAUUAAGUUAUUAAAAAGAAACAUACGCGUUCCUAAGAAUUUGUUUUAUUUCUAUUUGUUUGUUCCUUUAUUUUUUUAAUCUUAAAUAAAUUGAAUUUUGUAUAUGAUUUGGUUGUUUAUAACACCAAACCGCAAGUUGACCCACCCAGAGGUUGCUAUUGCCAUACAUACAUUACUGAAAUACUGUGCCGGUAAGGAAAAAAUUGUAACAAUAUUUGCCCGCUCUUAUUAAACAGUAGACGGCUUACAGAAGAUAAUACAAUAUGGGAGAACGUUUGCAUGGCUGGCCUUCUGAUAGAAUUGGAAAAGAUGUAUCUGCACUUUAUACGCAGAGGGCUCCGGCUAUCCACCCGCAGCUUUAUCAACAGCCCCCUCCCAAUGCUUUGUUAAGCGGCUCUACGGUUACUGAUUACAACAGCAUGACCGAUAUUGGACAGCGAUUCUAUAUUGGAAGCAGUGGGCUCCCACAUUACACACCAGCGCCCGUUACCAUGCCUACUGGCAGUAGCUCUUCCUGCUGUCGUCGAACCCGUUACAUGCCCUACAAUAUUAACCGCAACGAUGUUGAUCAAUCAGUGAGCACCCAUCUUCCUAAACAUCAACAGUCACAACAACAGAUUGUGGAGUCGCGCGCUUGCAGCUCCUCUAAUAUCUAUCACUACGUAACAAUGCACCAGCAGAAUGGAACUAUAAGCGAAAAGCAAACCAUGUCCUCGACAAUUUUCCCAAUCGCCUCCAGUAGAUCGUUCUGCCGUUCUGCUGUCAUCAUCAAUUCAGUUAAUAACGAAAAAACUCCGAUAGCCAUCAGUAAGUUUACGCCUUGCUCUAGUGUUGUCACCACCGUCGAGGCCAACGGAGUGGUGGGCGGCAAAGUCGGUAACGAAAACAACGGACGCAACUUUGCCAACGUCUCUGAUUUCGACGAUGCUGUGACUUUGCAGAUCACCAACUUGGAUUACUCGCUGGACGAGUCCAGUUUGCGUAGCUUCCUUAUGAAUCAGCUGAAACCGAUCACUCCGGUAGUGUCGCUUGUUUUCGAGGGAAGCUCGUAUGCUAAAGUUACUGUUCCUGAUCUUUAUUUUGCCAAGCAGGUCGUCUCGAAUUUACACCGCAAAAAGAUUGGACAUAAGCGAAUGUUGGUCAGCUAUACGCGCGAUUCCUCCACAACCGAGGUUAAUACACUUCGUUGCCAGGUUGCUGGACUGCUAAAGGAUGUCCCGUACUAUACAUUGCCCAUGUAUAAGUUUCGAGAACUUUUUCAGUCGCGCUUCAAAACAUCAAUAAGUGUAUUGGAUUUAUAUAAAAUGCAGGAUAUCUGUACUAUUAAUUCGGACAACAAGGAGGAAAAGUUUAUUAGUUUGCAGCCUGAGCUUGUGAAUACAUUAGAAAGUUCGCCCUUAAUGGAAGGACUGCAACACAGCGUUCCCUAUUGCACGGUACAUUUCAAAAGAGAGCAGCAUAAAGGAUGGGCCGAACAGGACUUAGAGCCUCUGCCCAAUGUGUGCAUGAAAAUUUCCGAGAUCCAGAAGCUUAUCUAUCCGUUGCUUAAGCUGCACCCUGGAGACAUUCCAGUGGCAACCCUAAUCCAUUGCAUUGAAGGUCAACUAAAAGUGUCGAUAGUGGCAAACGAUAGCGGCAUCAACCUGGAGCACUUGGUAUGCUGUGUCCAGGGCAUUCAGGUUCAAAUGAACAACUUCGGCAUUAAAAUUCUAGGCUGGCUAGAACUGAACAAGGAAUUAAAGCCGUCAUCGUCAAUGGAAUCAAUUAACUGCAGCUAUAAUAAUAACUCAAGCAAUCUGAGUGUUUGCGAUCGGAGCAACUACUUUAAAAACUCAGCGGCCGAUCCAUUAUACCAGAUCUCACGUGAGGUUAUUGAGCUUGUUAAGAUGUCACCCAAAUCUACCAUUAAGUUUAAUCGUUUUAUACCGGCCUACCACAACCAUUUCGGAAAGCAAUGUCGAGUGGCUGAUUACGGCUAUACCAAGCUAAUCGAGUUGUUCGAGGCGCUGUCAUCUGUCGUACAAAUUAUGGGUGACGGAGAAUAUCGUCAAAUCACACUCACCCACCGAACUCAGAUACGUAGAUUCACCUCCGAUCUGUUUCGUGUUUUGCGUGCUACUGGUAACAAUUCUCUAUUACUAUCUCAACUACCAGUUACUUUUAGUCAAACCCAAAAUCGCAAUUUCGACGUUACAGAUUAUGGCGUUUGCGACAUUGUGGAUAUCCUAGAUAGUCUUGUCAACUCAAAUAUCGUCGUCUUAAACCCUGUUAAUAAUGGCAAAGAUAUACUUAUAUCAAUGCCAAAGCGUAAGCAAACGAGUAGUGAAUUGGAAAAAACCUUUCUUUUUGCCGGCGAAAUGGUGGAGCUUUUUCAAAACGCUCUUCAAUACACUAUUCUUUUUCAAAAGUUCGUACGGUCUUACCACUACCAUUUUGGCUAUCAAUGUCGACUCAGUGACUACGGUUUCCUGAAAUUAGCGGAUCUUUUGGACGCCAUUCAUGGUUUGGUAGACAUGGAGGUGACCAAUGAUGAGGACAAGAAAAUAGUGCUCUCGCCGACUAUAGCUAGACGUGUCUUUGCGGAGCAAUGCGAAAAGCUUAUAAACAACUCAACUGGUAACUUUACUAACUGCAUGAAAUUAGAUCAAGUUCUGAAGCUGCACAAAAAAAAGUAUGGCUAUCAAAUUCAGCCUCAGACUCUUGGGGUAUCUUCCAACAUGGUCAAGGCAGUUGAGAUGCUACCAUACGUAGAGGUGAAACAAAAAGACCACGAAACUUGGCUCAUUUGUCACAAUAAAAAUAUAGACUUCCGUAUUAUUUGCUACCGGGCAUGCAAGCUUCUUCUUCAAGAGCAGAAACCCUAUCAUUCUUCAGAUGCGGGAGAACCUCCCUUGCUAGUGAUAUCUGAUUCUACCAGACCGUGUUCCGUCGCAACAUUUUUAAACGACAUUAACGCUAAGCUUAAAGUACAGCUCACCAAAUCAGCUCUUUUAGCUAUGCGACAUUUGAUUGAGAUAUACAAUGACCCCGAUACUGAGACCCAGUGUGUUCGCCUUACUGCUUUUAUGAAAUUCUUAAUGAAUAUUGUGCGUUUGCUUGAACAGCGUCCUAAUAUGUACGUGUAUGAGAUUAGGGGCGCUCUGGAAUGUAGCCUCACCACCACAUUUGAAUUUGGGUUUCCCAACCUAUACUCCCUCGUUGCCGCCUAUGAUGAUAUCUUUACAAUUAACAAUGGCCCAACACAAGAAAGAAGUGAUGUGACUCUAACUGUCAACUGUGAGCUACGCCUAAGUAACCAUCAGAAUUUGUUUGGUUCGGUAAAGUUGCCAUAUGCAAAGCCUAGAACCCAGCAACAUAGUUUAAGUACUUUCUUGGGAGAGCAUAGGCGACCUUUCUACAGUCAGGCGCCACCGCCAUACAAAAUCCGCGCGAUAGUUAAUGAGAUCGCCCAUGAGACCGUGUCCAGCUUGCCCUUUAAGGCAGAGGUGAACAACUUGCACACAUUCCAAGAGUCUGGAGGAAUGAUGCUUGCGCCAGAUAGACAUUCACCACCGAGUACCAACUCAUCGUCGCUAAGUAGCCUUGAAUCCUGUCGUGGCACCUAUAGUUUGUGCAACAACUGGUGCUACAAGGAGAACUCAAUGAAUGACUCAUCUCUUAGGCUUUUCAACAGUUCCUUUAACUCAUCUGGAGAGCUAAACGCUAGUUUAGGGGCUGGCGACUUGACCAAUAUAACGUCAAGCUCUGCUAUUAUGGCUGACGUAGCACUAGAUGAGCAUUCAUCAUCAAAACUCUGGAAUCGGCGUCAAGCUAGCCUUUAUCAGCAACCAAUACAUAAUCAGAUUCAAGUGCAACCUCGAGGUCAUCAUUCGGGAAGUGGCACUACGGAACUUUACGAAUCGAUAAGAUCUGCAAAUGAGUCACAAAUUAUUAAUACGGCACCACCUGAGAAAAUACCUUUUUGGAUCGAUCCUAUUUGGAACAAUCGAUCAGAGCCUCAGCCGAGCAACAAUAUACUUAAUAUCCGUCUUCCUGAACUUAAGUCAUCGCACAAUGUCAUCCCAACAAUGCUCCUCUCCCCGUAUACCAUUUCAAAAAAUGAAAAUUUGAAGCGUAAACUUUUUAACUUCGAUAACCAUGAUCGUAAUAUAGCUUAAUAUCGCAUCCAUCAUCUCUUUGUAUCUGUUAAUAAUUUCUCCAAAUGUACAGAAACAAAAACGAUAUUUUUAAAGUUAUUUUAUUAAACAAGUGU
Drosophila kikkawai is the source of this 4395-nucleotide messenger RNA. RefSeq names its product meiosis regulator and mRNA stability factor 1-like protein (gene Marf1). The record is from RefSeq and is a predicted model, not a curated record. Gene Ontology annotation, molecular function: nucleic acid binding. NCBI's taxonomy places the organism in Eukaryota, Metazoa, Arthropoda, Insecta, Diptera, Drosophilidae.